AUGGACAGAAACAGUCAUCACGUUGACGUAGUCAAGUUGAUCCGAGAUGAAUUGAAGGAAGUGCCUCAGAUUCCCGAGUGUUGUAUCUAUAGAGUUCCUUUUCGACUUAAGAGUGGCCCAUUUAGGGAGGGGAAAGAGGAAGUUUACAUUCCCAAGGUAGUUUCUAUUGGUCCACUUCACCAUGGCAAUAAAGGCUUAGAAAAGAUGGAAGAAAAGAAAAUGAUUUAUCUAAAAGAUUUUCUUGAACGGAACGAUGUAAGUUUGGAGCACUGUGUUGAUACUGUAGAGGAAAGCCUGGGAAAGAUACGUAAAUGUUACGAAGAAAGUCUUGGGUACAAAGAAAAUGAACAUGAACUUGUGAAGAUCAUUCUAGUGGAUGCUGUUUUUGUUAUCGAGACUUUAUUGAAAUGUCGGUACGAAAAUUUUCGAGAUGAUAACGACAGAAUGUUUAGACCAUUUGUUUUACCGGAUGUCAGGACUGAAUUUCUGCUGCUUGAAAAUCAGUUGCCCUUCUUCAUCCUUAAGGAGCUCUUUAAAUUCACGAAGGACAUUAAUAUUUCGCUGAUUGAUUUUUGCUUCUCUUUCUUAUCAAGUUGUUAUAUUUUUUACCAAUGGCCAGAAGAAGAAUAUAUGGAACAAAUAAAAGAUACGUAUGAACCAAAGCAUUUAGUUGAUCUCCUCUGGAAAAUUUCUGCACCAUUGGUUCCACAUGAAGGAGAAUCUUGUGAAUCUGUACUCAUUCCUAGUGCAACUCAACUACAUCAGGCAGGAGCUAAGCUUAAAAAAGGAUCAGCUAAGCUUAAAAAAGGAUCAGCUAAAAACUUAUUGGACAUACACUUCGAGAAUGGGACUUUAACAAUCCCAAAAUUGUUAAUUGAUGACGGUACAAAAAUAAUAUUAAGAAAUCUAAUUGCCUUUGAGCAAUGCCAUAAUAGCAAGAUCAAUUACGUAACUGUUUACAUAACAUUCAUGGAUUCCAUCAUUGACACUCCAAAGGAUGUGGAUUUGCUUGUUCAGGAAGGAAUUAUUGAAAAUUGGCUAGGUGACAGCAGCGAAGUGUCUAGCUUAAUCAACAGAUUAGGAGAAGGGAUCCAUGUCUCCAUCGAUUUAUAUCAUGCUCAACUUGCCAAAAAUAUCAACUCGUACUGCAAAAACCCAUGGCAUAGUUGGAAAGCAAACUUAAAACAAAAUUAUUUCAACACGCCAUGGGUAAUCAUUUCUUUCUUGGCUGCUCUUGUUCUAAUCGUGCUCACCAUUAUACAGACAGUAUAUUCUAUCAUCUCUACUUAA
This is a messenger RNA of Ziziphus jujuba (common jujube), 1290 nucleotides long. RefSeq names its product UPF0481 protein At3g47200-like. The transcript has a single exon. NCBI's taxonomy places the organism in Eukaryota, Viridiplantae, Streptophyta, Magnoliopsida, Rosales, Rhamnaceae. The coding region runs from base 1 to 1290 and encodes 429 amino acids. The record is from RefSeq and is a predicted model, not a curated record.